Panicum virgatum (switchgrass) is the source of this 1347-nucleotide messenger RNA. RefSeq names its product auxin-responsive protein IAA20-like. NCBI's taxonomy places the organism in Eukaryota, Viridiplantae, Streptophyta, Magnoliopsida, Poales, Poaceae. The record is from RefSeq and is a predicted model, not a curated record. Gene Ontology annotation, molecular function: protein binding. The coding region runs from base 273 to 866 and encodes 197 amino acids. Gene Ontology annotation, biological process: regulation of DNA-templated transcription. The transcript is spliced from 3 exons. Gene Ontology annotation, cellular component: nucleus.
UCCGCCCCGCCGGCGCCGGUGGGGUGGGGUCGAUCCCCCUCCCCCGCACGCGACACGCCCGCAUGUGCGCCGCUGCACGUAUAAAUAUGGCCGCGCAUCCAUCCCUGCUCGUGGCCGAUCGCUCGAGCUAGUCUAGCAAGGAAGGGUUUGGUUGGUGACUUGGUGCGUGUGUGUUCCAGUGUCGCACACUAGGUAGUAGCAGCUGCAUCGGAUCGGAGUGGCCACGACGCGUAUGCGCGCGGCGAGCGUGGAGGCGAGGGAGAGGUGAUUCGAUGGAGCUGGAGCUCGGGCUCGCGCCGCCGAACCCGCACGCGCCGGGCGGCUGCGGCGGGGAGUUCGUCGGACUCCUCGACGGCGCCCCGGCGGGUGGCGCCUGCGGGAAGAGGGCGUUCGGCGAGGCGUUCUGCCGGGGCGAGAAGGCCACGCUCCCGCUCUUCGUGCGCGGCGGCGACGGUGGCGGCGCCCGCGACGGCGUCGACCGGGAAACGAGCAGCAAAAGGAAGAGGCUGGUGGGGUGGCCGCCGGUGAAGUGCGCGCACAUCAGGCGGAGCUGCGGCGGCGCCGGCGGCGGGUACGUGAAGGUGAGGAUGGAAGGGGUGGCCAUCGGGCGGAAGGUGGACGUCCCCCUCCACGGAUCGUACGAGGAGCUGCUCCGCACGCUCGCCCGCAUGUUCCCGUCCACCAACAAAGGCGCAGGUGCAGAUGCGGAGGGGGAGGCGCCGGCGACCCAGGACGGCGAGCGCCGCCGUGGCCACCACCCGUACGUGGUGGCCUACGAGGACGGCGAGGGGGACUGGCUGCUCGUCGGAGACGUGCCGUGGGAGGACUUUGCCAAGUCGGUGAAGCGGCUCAAGAUCCUCGCGUAGCUGACGACACACUUACGUCAGCAAGCCCUGCAGCAACGUGUUGCGUUUGCGUCGUCUCAUCUGCUGCGCAGGCCUCGUCUCAUCUGCUGCGCAGGCCUAGCUCGCCACUCAAUAAUCGUCCUCUGCGCGUAGUAGAUCAGUGCAUUGUGUUCAGGUCGUCGGUGGUUUCAGUCUUUUAAUUAGACGAGCAUUACGAGAGCGCUGGCUGUUCAUCGUCACGCUGCACGUAUACCUGUAGUAGCAGUCUACUAGUUCGUUGAUCACUUGUUCGUGUCAAAGGUUUUCGUCUACCUAGCCGCCGCUCGGUCCCCAUUGCGACCGGACGCGUGUACGGCCGUCUUCUGUGGCCGGCUUUAGUAGGUCGUCUACUAGUACUGUUGAAGCCUUGAAGGUCUGCUUGCUGGUUUUCCAUUUUCCAAUGCAUGUGUUAAACGUGUGGCAACUAAGAACUAACAUAGUGUACAUGUACUCUUCUCUCUGU